Platichthys flesus (European flounder) is the source of this 1214-nucleotide messenger RNA. RefSeq names its product galactose-3-O-sulfotransferase 3 (gene gal3st3). Gene Ontology annotation, molecular function: galactosylceramide sulfotransferase activity. Gene Ontology annotation, cellular component: membrane. The record is from RefSeq and is a predicted model, not a curated record. Gene Ontology annotation, biological process: glycolipid biosynthetic process. NCBI's taxonomy places the organism in Eukaryota, Metazoa, Chordata, Actinopteri, Pleuronectiformes, Pleuronectidae.
GCUCUGCUGGACAGUGAAGGAGGAGAAGGAGGAGACGGAGCAGGAGGAGCAGGAGGAGCAGGAGGAGCAGGAGGAGCAGCGGGCACGCGGGGCCGUCAGGAGGAAUCACAUCGCGCCGCAGCUCCGAGAUGACAAAGGCCCAGUGACGUGGUGAAGGCGAGAUGUCGCAGAGGAAGAUAUUCCUGGUCCUCGUGGCCAUCAGCACCGUCAGUCUCCUGCUGCACCAUGGAGGCCACUUCAGCUGGACCAUGGACCCCUUCCACCUCGGUUGUCCUGCCAUCCAGUCCCACCCCGCCUCGGGCCUGAAACCCAAACACACCAACGUGGCCUUCCUGAAGACCCACAAGACGGCCAGUACCACCAUGCAGAACAUGCUGUUCCGCUUCGCCGAGCGCAACAACCUGACGGCGGCGCUGCCGGUGCAGGCGUGCAGCCACCAGUUCUGCUACCCCCGCUCCUUCACCUCCCACUUCGUGCACCCCCACACGCUGCCUCCAAACAUCAUCACCAGCCACAUGCGCUUCAACAAGGCGGAGCUGCAACGCCUGAUGCCCAACGACACCAUCUAUGUGACGAUACUGAGGGAGCCCGGCCACAUGUUCGAGUCCCUGUUCAGCUACUACAACCAGCACUGUCAGAGCUUCAAGAGGGUUCCCAACGGCUCCCUGGAGGCCUUCCUGGAGGAGCCCUGGCGCUACUACCGCGCCGAUGAGAAAGACUCCAUGUACGCUCGCAACUCCUUGACCUUCGACCUGGGCGGAGACAAGGAUCGGCCGACCACCGAUGUGGCGUAUGCGCGGUCCUUCGUGGCCGAGGUGGACAGAGUCUUCUCCCUGGUGUUGAUCGCGGAGCACUUUGAUGAAUCGCUGGUUCUCCUUCGCCACCUCCUCUCCUGGGACCUCGAUGACAUCCUCUAUGUGAAGCUCAACAUGAGGACGUCCAGCUCCAAGCGGAGCCUGACCCCCGGACUUCCUGCAAAGAUCCGGGCCUGGAAUUCGCUAGAUGCACGUCUCUAUGACCACUUCAACGCCUCGCUGUGGCGCCAGCUGGCGGCUCUGGGCCCGGCCUGCGUGGCGAGGGAGGUGCGCCUCCUCCAGGCCCAGGAGAGGCUGAUGAGGAGCUGCUUCGGGGAGCAUGCCACUCGGUCGGCAGCACAGAUCAAGAACAAGGAGCUUCGACCGUGGCAGCCGAGUGGAAAGGUGGACAUUGUGGGC